This is a messenger RNA of Temnothorax curvispinosus, 657 nucleotides long. RefSeq lists its product as uncharacterized. The record is from RefSeq and is a predicted model, not a curated record. Lineage: Eukaryota; Metazoa; Arthropoda; Insecta; Hymenoptera; Formicidae. The transcript has 2 exons. Bases 99 to 620 code for a protein of 173 amino acids.
UCUUUUUCUUGUUUAUACCCCACCGAAGAGUUUCCACCUUGAAGGGGUGGUGGGGCUUAGAGUCGCAUGCAGCUUCAUCCGCUCAGGGGUGCAUCUGGAUGCGACCAACUAAGAGAAACUCCCCAAGUCAAGGUGUAAGCGACCGUGCCGAAGACUGCGUCCCGCAGGGGGUGCUGCGUUGGCGAACGGUGCCUCCUGGUUACUCGAUACUGAGCGAGAUCCAGGAGUACGGUCCUCGAUUCUCGCGAUUCUGCUCAUAUCGCUCUUCCGCGGUACUCGCGGAUCCUAAGUCAAGGUGUAAGCGACCGUGCCGAGGACUGCGUGGCGCAAAGGAUGUUUGCGUCGUGAACGGUGCCUCCUGGAUAAUGGGCGAAAUUCAGGAGUAUAAUAGCCAAGUCCCGGUAUUCGCGGCUCUGCCGGGUGAUAUCGCAUUACCGCGGUAUACUCCACCUCCACCCCCACCCUCUAUUGCGACAACGACGAAGAAGAGGAAGCAGGUGCCUGCGACCCCGGUGCCAGCAAAAGCGAAGCCACCGAAGAAGAGGGAUAAGGUCUCCAGGACGGCGGCGGCGCGGCGCCAGGCUUGCUCUCAACCUGGCGGCUGGCCCAUCGCUCGAUGACGACGGGAGGGCGGGGACUGGAACAAUUUUUUCAUUA